Gloeophyllum trabeum ATCC 11539 is the source of this 3858-nucleotide messenger RNA. RefSeq lists its product as uncharacterized. The record is from RefSeq and is a predicted model, not a curated record. Lineage: Eukaryota; Fungi; Basidiomycota; Agaricomycetes; Gloeophyllales; Gloeophyllaceae. The transcript is spliced from 16 exons. The coding region runs from base 1 to 3858 and encodes 1285 amino acids. Gene Ontology annotation, molecular function: protein binding.
AUGGAGGUUUUAGACGAUCCCCUCGACGGUGAAGCAUCCCCUCCUCCGGAUGUGAACUUGGACCUCGGCCGAAGUCUACAAGUUCAGAUAGACGUCAAGGGGCUCGUAGGAGAUGCAGUCGGAAACAUGAGUAUAAGUCCUACGAGCCGUGAUGUUGUUCUUGCGGCGCGGAAGGGACUGUUCAUAAUAGACCUGCAAGCCCCUCUUGAGAUACCUCGCUUCCUACCUCAAGGCGGGACUUGGGACGUCGCAGACGUGCAAUGGAAUCCUCACCGAAGUCACGGGAAGUACAUAGUAUCUACAUCCAGCGAGAAACUCUUAAUCUGGGACCUGUUGCUUGUCGGCAAGACGUCUAUUGAACAUAUAUUACACUCGCAUUAUCGCGCCAUAACAGACAUCAACUGGCAUACCAGUGAACCCGACUUGGUUGUUAGUACGGGGAUUGACUCAUGGCUAUGGUGCUGGGAUCUGAGGGACCUUCGUAAUCGUCACAAGCCCGUGUUUGGUGCGCUUAAUUGGCCACACCACCAUGCUGCUCCUCAAUCCCCCCUGCUAGGUGCCGGGACUCAGGUCAAGUGGAACAGACAAGAUCCUCACCUUCUGGCGUCGUCGCAUAUGAAUGAAGUGUUAAUAUGGGACCGUCGCAAAGGCUCUAUGCCUGUCGAAACUAUACAAGCUCACGACGCGAAGAUCUAUGGGAUUGACUGGGCCCACCACUCACCGCGUGAACUUGUAACAUGCUCUCUUGACAGAUCUAUAAAGGUAUGGGACUUCAGUACAGCCUGUCCCGUCAAAGGCACAUGUCACCCGAAAACGACCAUACACACCAGAUAUCCUGUCUGGAGAGCGAGAAAUCUGCCCUUCGGCCAUGGCAUUCUGAGCUUACCUCAGAGGGGCGAGACUGUACUGGAAAUGUAUGCCCACGAUGACCCUCGCAAUCCAAUACACACCUUUGAAGGACAUACCGACGUAGUGAAAGAGUUCGUAUGGAGGCGAGGUGAAGGAGGCGAAGAAUUCCAACUCAUCACAUGGUCCAAGGACAGGACGCUGCGUUUCUGGCCCAUCACCCCUGACGUUAUGCAGAAAACGGGAUGCAUCCCUAAAUGCGCAGUCAAACGGACAGUCAAAUCCAAGGUGGAAGAGGACAUUUCUUACCGAAAUCCACCGAUAGGAAAUGACCGCUCUCCUGCGCUGUCUGCGCCGGUUGGUCAUCGAUCAAUCCUUGCGGAAGUCAGAGCACCGCUACCUCCUCGACCGCCUUACACGCAUAGACAUGAUCACUCAAGUGGAGCUCACGAGAGAGAUGGCUCGGCCAGAGGAAAUGUACCCUCCAGUACUACCUCGACGCCGAUUCACAUCACUGGGAGAGCUGGAGGAACGAUGACCCGCGGGAAUUUAGGGGGUAGGUCGGCGCGCAUGAACCCUUUAGACUGGCUGUCGAGCGUGAAGGUCGAGAAAAGAAGAGAGAGCUUCUCUGGACCCGGAAGUGGCGUUCACGGCGGCCACAAAUCGCGAGGCAGCUCUGCGUCCACGGCUCCAUUACGCGCCGACCUGCCUGGUUCGCGAGUAGUAUCUGACCAAUGGCCACGAAGUUCUAGCCAGACUAGGGGAGAAGAAGCCUCCUCCCCGAGUCAGUCCUUGCAAGACGAGAUAACCGCUGUCCUGACAAAGUUGGCCUCGCAUAAAAUACGCCUCGAAAAACACGACCUCAUGAAGAAACGAACGUGUACACUUGGUCUACAUGGCCCAUGGGGGGAUUCCUCGUCCUACGUGUUCAUCCGAGUUACAUUCACAUUUCCCAGAGCCUACCCUCAGGCAGCGCAUCCCCAAGGCACUCCGACCGUUGAUCUUGAGCGCAACCCUCUCAUCAGCAUGAAGCAUCGUACUUAUAUCCUCAGACGGCUGCGGAAUAUCAGGGAGACCAAGCGUCCAUGCUUAGAAGCGUGCCUAACAUUUUUGCUUUCCGGCCGUGAAGUCGAUCGCGAGAAUGCCGGUGUGCCACCGGCUAUGGACUCAGAAUCCGAGGAUGAAGGGGCGCGGGGCAGGGGUGUCACGGUCUCGCUAGUCAGAAGCAACAAAAACCUGGCUGAGCCAAGGACAUCACAAGGCGUCUUUGGGCCUAAUGGUGAACUCGUCUGUUUCUUCAGAGCGCCGCCUCGUAUAGUGCGAAGCGCGAUCAGGGACGUCUCCGCGACGCCCUCGGUGGCAUCCCACAUGCAAGAGAGCACGUCGCGUCUACCGCCCCCGGCCGGGUCUGUGAUUGACGCGAUGCAGCGUCUCGCUGCUGCCGCUAGCGAUAGGGUUGCCCCUCCGGUACCGGGCGGUAGUGAUAAUACCGAUAAUGUCCUCAGAGUGAUGACAAACCUGUUAACAUUCACCCACCCGAGAAGUAAACAGCGGCAAGACCGAAGCAAGACGGCUGACAGCGGCCGCGGCAGCUUUUCCCUGGUAUCGACAAGGCUGAGCACCGUCUAUCUUAAGGAUGCAUCACAUAUCACGGGAGUCGAUUCCGUAAUCGCCGCAGAAUAUGUGUUCUCAGGCUCGAGUCCCCUGGAAGUCUGCAAGCGAAAUUCGGAGUUCGCCAGGAAAUUAUGCCGAUUUGAUGACGAACGGGUGUUUAAAGUAUUGCAUGCGCUUAUGACUAGUAAGGACGACACUAGUCGGAGCCAAUUCUCCCACCAGCACCCUAUUUUAUCUCCUGUAUCAGAUUCAAUACUGAGUCGCCUGUACAAUCAAUUGUGUCAGGAGAAAGACGUCCAAAUGCUCGCUUUUCUUGCAUCUGUCAUUCUGCAUGUUCAUCUUAGUUCUCGACCAUCCCGUAAGGUCAUGAAAUUCUCUCCUGCACUUUCCAGUGCAUCCCAUAAGGCGUCCCUAGACUAUUUCAAUGCCCGUCCACGAUCGGAUAGUCGACCUCACACUGUCUCUUCUUCCGUUAGCAGACCCCGUCCACCAUCCUCUCCGGCUACCCCUCCUGGUCCAAUGGUUUCUUCUUCAAAUUCCUCAAAGGGGUCAUGGUCAAGUCUAUUCUAUACGACAGGCAUGCGGAAUACGGUUCUGGGAGGGCAGGAGUCACCUCAAGAUAGUGGUCAGACGGGUCUGCCAUCCGCGACGAAGAUGGGUGGUCAUUCUAUCCCGGUUCCCGUGAUCGCAGACAAGCUAGCCCAAGAUGCUUUGCGCAGGAGGGCAGUGCGCCAUGGCUCUCCUGCUAACCCGUCUCCCUCCAAUUCGAAGUCAUGGAACGAUGUUCCGUUAUCCAUCUCGCGAUCGAUGUCCUCUAUUCCUUCAGUCGGACGCAUACGUCGCCGAACCUUCUCGCAAGUUGUCAGGCCGGAGGUUUCGCCUGCAAAGAAGAGUCUGGUCUUCAAUUUUGAGGAACAGAGCGGUACAAAUUCCUCUACAAUGUCUGACCCAGCUAUGCUGCAACAGCUGAUCAGUCAUGUCAUAGUGUACUCCGAGAUGCUCUUUAGAUGGGGAUUGUUGCAGAAACGCGCUGAGUUAAUCUCAUCCAUCGGUGGCGAAGGGAUCAGAUUGCACAAUUUCCAAGAAUGCAAGGAGGAGAUUACGCGUAUCUGCCCGCGUUGCGGUGUGGACGACAUGCAACCACGCAAGAGUAGGAUCCACUGCCCCAACUGCGACGCGCGUCCAGGGAAAGCAAGCUGCGCUAUCUGCCGUCUGCCUGCGGAAGGUCUCUCCUUCAAUUGCCUGAAAUGCCGUCAUGCCGUACAUAUCGCUUGCCAGAGCAGGUAUGAAUUCACGACUUGUCCGACAGGAUGCGGUUGUGCUUGCGCAGCGAAUCACAAGGGGUGGCAUAGAUUCGCAGUGGCUCGGCUAACAGCACAACAUGGACUUCCUUCCUGA